UUUGUGUCACAUUUGUUUCGAUUUCGUCAUUACACAUCGUUAGUCCCAAGCACUUUUCGAAGAUAUCUGUCAGAAUACAUAGAUAUAUAGAUAUAUAAAUCUUAUCAUAUAUAUAAUAUAUGAAUAUAUAUGUAGGGAGAAAAGUAAUAGGAGUCACGGAAAAAAAUUCAAGACAGACUAGACUAAUGGGAAGUUUUCAAAAAAAUACAGAUUAAACAGAGACAAAACAGAGACUGAAACGAAUACAGGCCAACAAUUUGAACAAAAACGCAACGGACCAGGACACCCACACACAGGACACACCACUGGACGGGCCAUGGCAUCAUCAUCAUCACCAUCAUCAUCAUCAUCAUCAUCAUCAUCAUCAGCAGCAGCAGCAUCAUCAUCAGGAUCCUCCUCUUCAUCCUCCAAUAAUAAUAACAACAAUGAGAAUAAUAAUAAUAAUAAUACCAACAACAAUGAUGAAAUACAGACCGAUUUGAUGAAUCUCAAUCCUCAGGACACGAUCGAGGAGAUCGAAAGGAGCCUGUUGCCGGUAAUGAAUCGACUUCUGUUGCGUCAGGAGGAGGAGGCGCGAAUGCGAGCCUUCCAGCUGGCCGCUUUACAGCACCAGGAUCCGCCGAUAGUCGCCAAUCCGGAGCGGUAUAUGCGCCAUGUCCUGGGCAGUCGACGCCGCCCUGUCCAGCGGAAUGACGGUGAGGCUGGGGACGUCGGCGAUGUCGGGGAUUUCAAUCACGGCUUCGCCUUCGGCAUGGGCAUGGGCAUGGGCGUCGGCCUUGGUCUGGGACUGGGGGAGCCGCACGUGAUGAGUGUGGCGCGACACGGCGGCGGAGAUGCCGAACUGGUGAUCCAUCCCCGGGUGCCGGGACUCAUUGGCUUUGCCCAGUAUCGCGGUGCCGGAGAUGGCAAUCGGGACUUGUUGAACUUGAACGAUGUGAUGCCAUUGAACCAGCAGCGGUACAUACAGUUUGGUCAUCUGGGCGCUGGACGAGCCGAAGGUGGCGGGGUAGGUGGCGGAGGACCGGGCGAAGGCGCUGGCGCUGGCGCUGGCGAGGGAGUGGUGGCUGCAACUGGGCCGAGACAAGGUCCUGGAGCGGCACUUGGACUGGGACCACGCCUACGAAUCGGAAUCAGACUGAGAGGUGGAGCGGCAGCGGCGGCGGCGGCGGCAGCGGCAGCCGGAGUUCCAAUUGAAGAAUUCGGUGCGGGAGGUGAGGCCGGAGGAGCCAUAGCACCUAGAGAAGGACCUGCCGCCAGAGAUGAAGGACUACCGGCGGUUCAUGGCCUCCACAGAGGAGCCGGAGUACUGAGAGCUCUUAGAAUGCCAGAAACUGGAGGAAGAGGUGUACCAGAGGCAAGAGUGUCUGGACAGGCGGUGAGGGGACUUCCCGCAGAAGGACAUCCGGAGGGGGGAGUACCCACCUCCAUAAGCAAUAUAUUGGGCACUUCCACGGCGCCACCACUGCCCCAGAGGCGGUGCGGGGAAAAUGGACGAGUGCGUGCCCCGGCACGUGUCAGAUCCCGGGCCGAGGGGGAGAGAUCCUUCUAUGGACUGGGCGACGAAAGGACUCGUGACGAAUACGGUCCAGCCGCGUUGAACAGCAUUUUCGGCGAGGAGGGAAUACCAGUUCCGAGAUCCCGAGCCGAAGUGGGAAGAUUCGCGUUCGGAAGAGCUCGUUCUGACCUGAGACCACCUCCGUUCGGAGGAAGCUACGCGGACAUGGGCUCCCGGUCGCUGGGAGGUAACUAUGCUGCUGUGGAGACACCCUUUAUAGAGGGGAGUUUCGGCGAAGUGGGCACAUCCUCGGCCAUGGUCCGGGGACCAUCUCUGAGAAGAACUCUGACCGAAAUGGGAACACCCUCGAGGGAAAGCGCCUCUGCGGAAGUGGGCACACCCUCAGUCAUAGCGAGGGGAUCUUCCUCUCUCGGAAGCACCGUAGAGGAGGCAGGACUUGGUGGCGAUGUGCCUGCUAGAGAAGUACCAGAAGUGGGAGUAGUCCCCCCUGUGCCCUUUCUUGAUCCAACAUCGGCAGUUGCGGCGCCGCCAGUGGCGCCCCCACGGGUAGACGUGCCCCCAUCCGGAGCAGCUUCUUCGGGACUGGCCACCGUGGUCGUCAACAACGGAGCUGGAGAUCGUGCUGUGACUUUGGAGACGGAAACGCCAAUAGACGGGCCACCUCAAGCCGGCCAGGACAAUGCCGUGGCCGUCAUCGAGAAUAAUGCGGAAGUGCCAGAGCCCCGACGACGUGCCGAGCGGGAUCGGAAUGUCCGGAACAUACUGCGGCUGUGCGACUUCAUCCAGCAGCAGCUGGCCACGAUUGCCGAGCAGAUCGACUCCUACGAGCAGAAGCUGACGCUCCACUGGUCCUCCCGGGAGCCCGACGGCGAUGCCCUCUAGGAUCCGUCCCAGCACCCCGCUCCCCUCCCCGACAUCCAAGAAGACGGAAAGCUACACCUCCACUCCCCUCCAAGAACAAAAAAAUGCCAAAGCCUGGAGCCAAAAAAAGCAGUUUUAACAAAAAAUAAAAUACGAAAAUCCGAAAGGUAAGCCAGAAGUUUAAAAAAUUAAGAAAAAAAAACAAAUAUUUAAAAAAAAGAGGGUAAGAAGCUGCAGAGAAAGAUAAUGAUUUGGAUUUAACAAAAUUUUAGAGCUUGGUAUUAAACUUAAAAAAAAAAUAAGCCAAAAAAUAGCUACUUUUGAAAAUUAAAAAAUCUUUAAUAUUUUGAACUGAAACUGGAAGAGAAAAGCACAAAUGAGAGAUCUAAAAAAAAACCAAAAUUAGAGAUUAUAUAUAUAAUUUUAAUAUUUAAAAUUUCAAAAUCAAAAGUUACAAGUUUUCUCAAAUUAUUGGAAGAAAAGAAAAUCCAAAAAAACAAGCCUGCAAAAAUCCAAAAUUGGCUUUUUCAAAACAUAAAACGAAAAAAAUAUUUAAAAAAAAAUGGAAGAAAUAAGAGCUCGACAAAAUUUUAAGUUUGUUUUAAGGAAUUUCAAACUUUGAGAAUCAAGAAGAGAUUUGCAAAAUUUUCAAUUCAAAAGUGCCCUCGAAAAUGCUGUUUUGGAAAAAAUCAAAGAAGCUGGAAACCUGGAAAAAUUACAAAAAGAACUGCUCUUUUGGAAGAAUUUUUAAAAAAGUUCCGGUAUACAAUAUAUUAUAUAUAUAUUAUAUGAUAUAUAUAGAAAGAAGAAAUCCUCCACUAUCCCAGUCCACCUGAAGAACAAAAAAAAAACUAAAAAUAGAAGGAAAAAAAAAAGGAAAAAUAAUCGACCAUCGACCAUUUAAUCAUCAGUAUUUCACUAAUUGUUGGCGUGUUUUUGACAAAAAAUUAUUAUCGUAUUGCGGCAUAUGUCGGGGCAAGAAAGAUAUAUAUAUAUAUAUAUUCUAUAUAGUAUGUGGCCAAGUGUAUUUCAGUUCGAAUGAUCAUGCAGUCCCCGCAUUGCCUGACAAACAAGGACGACCGAGAAGAAGACUAAGACGAUGAGGAAGAAGACGAAGAUGUGGUGGAUGUGCCCGCCGAGUGAGUGUCCUUUUUGCCCCCCCCCAUAUGCCUAUCCCCAAAAUUGCCUUCGAUUGCACGUGUUAUCCUUGGACGCACAAAGAUCACAAAUCGAGUAAAGACUGUGCGUUCCAACAAUUA
Messenger RNA from Drosophila ananassae, 3636 nucleotides. RefSeq names its product spidroin-1. The coding region runs from base 317 to 2398 and encodes 693 amino acids. Lineage: Eukaryota; Metazoa; Arthropoda; Insecta; Diptera; Drosophilidae. The record is from RefSeq and is a predicted model, not a curated record. The transcript has 3 exons.